AUGUCAUUUUUGAUACGUAUUUCAAGACCCGAUCCUGGUACCCCGUGGGGUUUCCGACUUCGUGGAGGCCGAGAUUUUGGAGAACCGCUGAACAUUUCUGCAGUUACACCUGGAGGUUUGGCACAGACUUGUGGUUUACGCGCUGGAAUGCGUAUUUUAUCUAUUGGGCGUGAUUCUGUACACCAAAUGACUCAUCAACAAGCACAUCAAGCAAUUAUACGUUCCUGUAAUGAUCUUGAACUAGAAGUCUAUGAUACUGCUAUGUACAACUCUAGUUGUACCACAUCUCAUCAUAUGAACAUGUCUGUAACACAAUCAUUGGUCAGUAUUGAUUUAUAUAAACCAACUGAAUCACAGAGAUCACAAUCAGCUGCGUCUGGAGUUACCCACCUUCGUACAAGUCCAGCAAUAUCACCCAAUGGUAUAAUUAUGACAGCAUACAGUCCUAUUUCACCUACAAUACAUAAUCAUACAUCGGCUGAAAAGCUUACGUGGAUCGUUACACACCAGUUUACAGACCACAAGGAAAUAUAA
Molecule: messenger RNA, 534 nt
Organism: Heterobilharzia americana
Lineage: Eukaryota; Metazoa; Platyhelminthes; Trematoda; Strigeidida; Schistosomatidae
Source: the annotation of a GenBank genome assembly